AACGAUAACGGCGACAAACAAGAACGUGUACGACGACGAAAACGGUGGUGGCAACGACAACGACGACAACGACGACGACGACGAAGACGGUGAAGACAACUACGACGACGAAGACGAGGACUACGAGGGCAUCCUUAAUGUCAGACGCGAGUGUGCUCUCGGGCUCAGUUUUGUUUAACGUGUCCUCCCGUAAACAGCAGAGAGCCGAAGCGAGAGAGGUCUCGAGAAGUGAUGAAGUCCUCUUUCCUAUCGGCCACCGUCGCCACCCUGUUCCUGAUCCUGAUCGAGGCACCCGAUCCUGGUGACGGUAUUUCUCACAACACAGUGAAAACAUGGGCGGAAAAGCUGGGCUUCGAGUUAUCGCAAUUGGGAAAAUACGUAACGAAUGUGGAAAAGUUUCAUGAGAGUUACAAACACGCGGAUGUUAAACCUCGCGACGGAGGCGCUUUGGUACAUGAAAUUGCCAAGGAUAUCAAAGCGAUGAUGGAAUCUAAAAUUUCAGCAAUAAGGAGAAUUAUGGACGUUGCCGAAACGUCAGCUUUAUCAGCACCAGAUGCCGAUCCUCCAGAGUCCUUCGAUUUUAUUAACGCGAAAAAUAAUACAAUCGAACUCGAGUAUAGUGACCAUUUCGGUGGACAAGUUAAUUUGAAUAUGUCCGCGGUUCACGUGCCAACAAAUGUAUACGAACGUGCGUCGGAAGUACUCAGGGCGAUUAAGUGGUCCGAGGAAUUGGACAAGACAUUUAUUAAUAAUUACGAACAAGAUCCAUCCUUAUCCUGGCAAUAUUUCGGCAGUGCUACGGGUUUUAUGAGACAGUAUCCUGCAAUGAAUUGGUAUAUGGAACCGGUCGAUCUCUUCGAUUGCAGAACACGAAGUUGGUAUAUCGAAGCAGCUACCAGUCCCAAGGACAUUCUUAUACUUAUGGAUAUAUCCGGUAGCAUGACCGGAAUGCGUCGAGAAAUUGCUCGACAUGUCGUUAAUAAUAUUUUAGACACGCUUGGAAAUAAUGAUUUUGUCAAUAUCAUUACAUUUUCGAAUAUUACGAAAGAGGUGGUUCCUUGUUUCAAUGAUACCUUGGUUCAAGCGAAUUUAGCAAACGUAAGGGAACUGAAGAGGGCUAUUUCAAAUCUCGAAACAGUGAAUAUUGCAAAUUUUUCUUUAGCUUUGACUACGGCUUUUGAACUACUUGCAACUUAUCGUUUGGAAAAGGAAGGGGCAAGAUGUAAUCAGGCAAUUAUGCUAAUAACUGACGGAGUACCUUUUAAUUAUAAGGAGAUCUUCGAAGAAUAUAAUUGGAAAGAUAAUCCUGAUGAACCUUUAAAAGCUGAUAUGCCGGUUAGAAUGUUCACUUACCUGAUUGGUAGAGAAGUAGCGGAUGUUCGUGAGGUACAAUGGAUGGCUUGCGCGAAUAGAGGAUAUUACGUACAUCUUUGUACUUUAGCUGAAGUACGAGAAGAGGUCUUGAAAUAUAUUCCUGUGAUGGCCAGGCCAUUAGUUUUGGGCCGUGCAGAUCAUCCAACUAUAUGGACACCGGUUUAUGCUGACAUUACGGAUCCAAAAAUGACGGACUGGCUGUGGGAACAACGUGAAAGCGAAGAACAAAAGGAACGAUUUUUACAAUACCAUAGAAAUCGAAAACUCUUCAAUACGGAGGAACAGGACCGUAGAUUCGUGAAGAAGCAAAAGAAAUCGCACGAACAAAGUGAUGAUUUACAGGAAUACAGAUUGAUGACUUCGGUUAGCAUGCCCGUCUUCGACAGACGUGAAAACGCGAACAUCACAAGGCAGGUGCUGGUGAACGAAGCUUACUGGGUGACAGAGACAAGAGAGACACGAAUCGCCAAUCUUCUCGGUGUUGCCGGCACGGACGUACCCAUCGAGGAAAUACAAAAGUUUAUGAUGCCACAUAUGCUGGGUGUUAAUGGAUACGCGUUCAUCGUUACUAAUAACGGCUACAUCCUAAUUCAUCCUGAUCUUCGACCUGUGUUUCAAGGCAUAUUAAAACCAGCAUACAACAGUGUCGAUAUGACUGAGGUCGAAUUAAUGGAUCAAGACAAAGGACCGAGAGAAUUCGAUGAAGGAAUAAUUAUGCUCCGUAACGAUGUGGUCAAUCAAGCUAACGGUAGCGUGACGUUACAUACGAAAUAUCAUUACGAUGACAUGAAACGUGUUGGUCGUGUGAAAAGAAAAUACGAUUAUACCGGAAUAUCGAAAACCCCAUUCACGGUGGUUGUGAGCCUUCCGCAGCACGAUUAUGCCGGAAGCUAUCGUAUAUACGCCACCGAGGAGAUACACAGAUCUCAUGUGAGGGGAAAAAACGUGACAGAUUACUUCCCGGGUAACAACUGGCGGGUGCAUCCUGAUUGGAUGUAUUGCAAAUAUCAUUAUGAGGGUGAACACAAGUUCAAUAACUCGGAAUUGGAACUCUUACAUUUUCUGAAACGUACCCGUUUGCCAGGUUGGAAGUGGAUCGAUAUGAAACAAAGAUCCCAACCGCCAGAGUUUUCUGCCGCGAGUUCCGGUCAUGGCUCGCAUCGCAAAUCUUACAAUAAUCCUUACAAGGCCGACAAAAAUUCCUAUUACUGUGAUAGAUACCUUCUUUCGAGUCUGGUAUUCGAUGCUAAGGUAACCGAGUGGUUUGCGAAUCCCAGUACCACCCGCGAAGAAAAAGGACCUUUAGCUAGGCUGAUGAAUCUGCUAACCAGGAAGGAAUUUCAACAACGUUUUGGAGUGACGCUUGCUUUCAUGGCUACGCACAGUGGUUUAACAAGAUGGCAAGAUUUUUUAUUGGAUGAAGAAGAUCCUAUACCUGAUGACCACUUUAGCAACAUGUAUCCUAAAGCAAUAGAUGAGGUCUGGUACAAACGUGCAGUAGAACAACAUUAUGUUCAACCAGAAAGCUUUGUCUUCUCGGUCCCAAUCGAUGAUGAAGGAGCAGAUAAUACUACUUUAGUCACUGCCAGUCGUGCCAUAUUUAUCGGUAAUGGAAAAACUAAAGCACCAGCAGCCGUCGUAGGAUUUCAAUUUCAACAUACUGCUCUACAAGGACUAUUUCAAAAUAUAACGUUUAAUUGCGAAGGACUUGGUAAUUGUUAUAAACAUUGCGGUAACGAUUCAUGGGCAUGUUAUUUGAUCGAUAACAAUGGAUACAUAAUCGCGGCGAAAGAUGAGAUCGACGCUGGAAGAUUCUUUGGUGAAGUCAGAGGUCCUGUAAUGGCUGGUCUGGUAAAGGAAGGCAUUUUCGAGAAAAUCAGGAUGUACGAUUAUCAAGCAGUUUGUUUCAAAAGUAAACAAACGAAAAACGAUGCUAGUAUAUUACUGACGCCCUGGACAAGCUUCAAAAAAGUCAUUACCUGGAUUAUUGGCCAAAUGGCUUGGGCCUGGGUAAAAGCUGGUAUUUGGAAUUCGGACUAUGCACACGCUUAUGCUUAUCCAAACGAAAAUGAUGGUAUGCACGAUGAUUAUCAUGAAAAUGAUGAUAAAGCUCCAGUCGAUGCCAAAGAUGAAAAAUUGUUUGAUAUGAAAGUUUUAAUUAAUAGAACACGGCCAGAGGCAUGCGAUAAAGAGGUAUACUUAUAUUUGCGCAAUUCAUCUGUAACAAAUUACAACAUCGAGGUUGAUACAGACGACGAAUGCGCAAGACCCUACGUUGUGCAACCGGUCAAUUUCAGCAACAUGUUAUUAAUUGUAGUUAACAUAGGCACUUGCUACGACACCACGCUUCCAUCUUUAACCGUGGUACCUGAAGAAGUGAUAUAUGAAAAUAAUUCUCUGGUUUGUCAAAAGGCUUGGACAUUUUUAAAGAGGAAAAGGCCAGAAUCCUGUAUAAGAACUCAUCCAAGAGAAAGUGAAAUUAAGGAUCUCUGUGGAUUAGCUAGUGAACAAGGGCCAAACAAUUUCCUUAUCUUUUUGUUGCUAACGUGUAUUUUGAUCAAACAGAUUGUCUUUCGGUACAAUUAAUUCUUGCUUUUUUUAUAACCAACAAUAUAUUUCUUUGCAAGAUGAUAUCUAUCAUGAUAUCGAUAUACCCUUAAUGAGCAAAGAAAUGUGAAGCGUGAUUAAUCUAAUGUCAAAAUUUUAGGAUCUAGUCAAAAUGCAUCGGCGUAUAUCUCGAUGGAACGCUUAUGCUAGAGGCGACCCUCAGUUUCUACCUCUUUUCACCCUGCUGAUUUGCAGCACGGCUUGAAAUACUGGCUGAUACAUGUAUACCAGAUAGUUAUGUCGCGAAUAUUAAUCGUUCAAUCGUUCUCUCGUACGAAAUCAUAGAUUAAAAGCUGAGAAAGUCCAAAAAGCAAAAUCUUACUGCCCGAAACGCAAAGCGAUCUGUGCUCUGUGCGCUGCUGCUCUUCACUUUUUCUCUUUAUUCGUCUCUUUAUCUUUCUAAAUCUACAUAAUUCCUUUAAUAUUGUUAAUACUAUUUCGAAAGUUAGUAUCGUCAUAUAUUUAAAUAAAAUGUCAAACAUUGUUUUCUUUUUUAUGUUUGACAAAUUUUCCAUAAAAAAUCGAUGUUUGUAAGUUAGAAUAGAUAGACAAUUUUUAGGUGAAAUUUAUGUACAAAGAUCAAAUAUUUACAUGGGACAUGGAUUAAUGUGCAUUACUGAAUGAUUGAUUGAUCAUUGUUAAAACAAAUAAGGUUUCAGUACGUUGUAUAUUGAUACUGUGUGCAGCUAUUUUGUAAAUAAAUAUUAAAUCAAUAUCACCAUAAAAAA
Messenger RNA from Vespa crabro (European hornet), 4709 nucleotides. It is a transcript of the gene stj, whose product is annotated as voltage-dependent calcium channel subunit alpha-2/delta-3. The record is from RefSeq and is a predicted model, not a curated record. The transcript has 19 exons. Bases 232 to 3960 code for a protein of 1242 amino acids. Gene Ontology annotation, cellular component: voltage-gated calcium channel complex. Lineage: Eukaryota; Metazoa; Arthropoda; Insecta; Hymenoptera; Vespidae. Gene Ontology annotation, molecular function: voltage-gated calcium channel activity.